AUGUAUACAUCAACAAGCCUCGGCGUCGCCAUCGCCCUCCUGGGGACCGCUUCUGCCUUCCCAGCUGUUGAGAAUGCCGCCGCCCCGGCCAUCACCGCGGCGCCCGUCGCCCUGGACAAGCGCUCAGACAGCAACCCGUCCGCGCCUUGGGUGUCCGUUAACGACGAGGGCCAGCCCGCCACCACCUACACGCCGCACAUGGCAACCGACAAGGAGGGCUCGACCUACCUGGCCGACGCUCCCCCUUCGGUCCUGACGGAGACCGUCAUCGUCCAGAACUACCACGGCGCCCUGUACACCUCCACGUACGCAUCGCCGCCGGCGCCCACGGCCACCAACUCGAAUAAGCAGGGCGGCUUCACCCGAUGCCACAACCUGGACGGCGACCAUGCGCCAUUGUGCGAUCCCAGUGCCGACAGCACCUUGUACAAGGACACGACAUACUAUGUCACCUGGGACCCCGACUACUACAACAAGACCGAUGACAAGAUCGACGCCAACACCACCGUCCUCAUCUCCCUCCGCCUCGACUACUUCAACCGCACCACCCAGGACCAACCGGAGGGCUCCUGGACAAAGCUCACCGAGCUCGACAAGGUCCCCGCCGCCUGGGGCUUCUCCCCCCUCGAGGUCAAGAACGACUACUUCCAGGGCCAGUCCCCCUACAACCUCACCGUCACCCUCAUGCGGCACCUCAACAACUCCGCCGUCGUCACCUCCUCCACCGCAUUCAACCUCACCCUCGAGAAGUCCCGCCCCACGCCGCAGAAGGUCAAGCACAAGAUCGACAACCAGGACCUCAUCAUCGCCCUCCCCGUCACCUUCGGCAGCAUCAUCUUCCUCCUCAUCGGCAUCUGCCUCUGGAACCGCAAGUCCCGCCGCAUCCAGAUCGGCAACAUCAUGGGCCGCCGCGCCCGCGGGUACCAGCCGGGAGUCGGGUCCGCCCGCCGCAUGUUCGGCGGCGGCCGCAACAAGGACGAGGGCAUCCGCCUCCAGGACCGCUCCGAGAGCCCCGUCUUUGAGUAUCGCGACCAGCCCAGCCACAACCACAACAGGCACGACAGUGACCUCGGCAGCCUCGUCGGCACACCCGUCUCCACCACCUUCAAGGGUGCCAGCGCACGCAGCAACCCCUUCCGGGAUGAGCUUCGAAGGCAGGAUGACCAUCGGGGCGGCCAUGCUCUUUAG
Messenger RNA from Clonostachys byssicola, 1188 nucleotides. The record is from the annotation of a GenBank genome assembly. Lineage: Eukaryota; Fungi; Ascomycota; Sordariomycetes; Hypocreales; Bionectriaceae.